Naegleria gruberi is the source of this 2193-nucleotide messenger RNA. RefSeq lists its product as uncharacterized. The record is from RefSeq and is a predicted model, not a curated record. Bases 1 to 2193 code for a protein of 730 amino acids. The transcript has a single exon. Lineage: Eukaryota; Heterolobosea; Eutetramitea; Acrasida; Naegleriidae. Gene Ontology annotation, biological process: protein dephosphorylation. Gene Ontology annotation, molecular function: protein binding; protein tyrosine/serine/threonine phosphatase activity. Gene Ontology annotation, cellular component: cytoplasm.
AUGAGCAAAAUUAAACCUGCAGACAUGUUGGAGGCAUCACUACAACAAAUUAAAAAUGUUGUUGGUGUUGGUUCAUCAUCGGAGAGUGUUGGAAAGAUUGUGGUGAAUGUUAGCAAGAUUUUGGAGGAAAAUUCUGCCUAUUUGGGGAUUACUACAUUUUACGAGAGUAACAAGUUGACAUCUUCGCAGUUUGGAUCAAGUUGUAGGAAUUUUCAGAAAUGUUUGGAUAGAGUGGAACAUUUGGAAUUGAGUGGAAAUCAGUUGGAGUAUUUUAUUGUUAAUGAAAAGUUGACAAGUGACUCAAAGUAUUUUGUUAGCCAAUUUGCAAAGAGUUUGACAUUCUUGGAUUUAUCUAAUAACAUGAUCAAGAAUUUUCCUAUUGAAUGUUUGAGUAUUCCAUUAAAAAUAUUAAAUUUGGAAAAUAAUUUAAUUACGAGUUUGGAAAAUCUAGUGAAAGAGUUGAAUGAGAACAAAUCGGAAAUGAAAUUGUUGAAUUGUCUUGAGAGUUUAAAUAUUUCCAAAAAUUUAAUUCAACAUUUUCCAUUCUACAUAAUUGUUAAAAAGUUCAAAAAGGUUGAUAGUAUUGACCUAGGUGAAAAUCCAUUACAAUCUCUUUCUAUUAACAUGUUGAAGGAACAGAAAAAGGGAAUAUUUGGAAGUAACGCAUCAUCUUCUGAUAAAAACGAAGACAUCAAGAUAUUGACUGACUAUUCAGAUGCUUCUAUUACAAGUGUAAAGAUGAACUCUAUUGACCUUGAAACUAUUAGAAAGAGGCUCGAGUUGAAAACUCCAUUAUUAUCCAACAAAACCAAUUCAAUUUUUAAUUUAUUUAAAAAGAAAAUAUCAGAUGAUAUUUCAUUCGAUAACAGCAAGGAUUUCUUCCCUGUGGAGUUAUUUGAUCUUCCAAAUAUACAACAUCUAGACCUUUCCAAAAACAAACAUUUAAAUUAUUCCAAGAUGAAACAACUUGUACUCAGUCCAUCCAUAACAUCACUUAAUCUGUCCAAUUGUCAAUUAGAUGAAUCUGUUUCUAGAAUAUUCAAAUCAAUUUUAAACAAUUCUAUCAGGAAGUUGAUAUUACACAACAAUAAUAUCAAGGAAAUUUUAAUAGAAGAUUUUCCAAAUAUCAUUUCAAUUAAUUUAUCCAAUAAUAUUGAAUACUACAAAAAGGAUGAGAAUAUUUAUAACAUACUAUCGAAUGUUAAUCCAAAAAUUGAAGAAUUAACAUUGAAACGAGUUUUUAAGAACGAAGAAGGAUACAAAGACCUAUUAAAUCUGAGUCUUAUAAGAAAUAAUCUAGAAGUGCCCAAAAUUGGAAUUUCCUUAUCCAAGUUUUCCAGUAUCAGAUCUUUGACACUCAGUGGAUUAUUUCUUUCAUCAAUUCCUUUAGAUAUUAACCAAUCAAAUAUGCCUAACAUUGAAUUUUUGGAUCUUUCAGAAAAUGAAAUUGGAGAUUUUUCUAGUAAUUUGUUAAUGCUCACAGAAUUGAAGUCGAUAGACCUCUCAUUCAAUAAUAUUUCAACAAUAGAUGUAGAUGAUGAAAUGUGCAACUUGACCAAGCUUACAUCAUUGGACCUUUCGCAUAAUAAUCUCACAGAAUUUCCAAUUGAUCUAGUUCUAUUAUUACCCUCUAUAGAUAUUCUUUCUCUUGAGUACAAUACUAGUAAUUUGAAAACAGCAAGAGAAGACAAGAAUGAUAUAUUCAACCAAUGGAUGAAGGAUCAUAGUUCUGUGAAAAUUAAACGAAUGCUCAUUGAACCAAGUUUAAUUCUUGAGAGAUUAUAUCUGGGAGGAAAUGGUUCUGCCCAAAGUAAACACAAUAUGAAAUUACUGGGCAUUACUCACGUAUUGAAUGUUGCUGAGGGUUUAAUAGCUCCAUAUCCUUUCGAUUUCAAAUAUAAGAAAGUUGAACUUUCUGAUACGUUAGGCGAGGAUUUACUUCCGCACAUAGAUGCUUGUGUAAAAUUUAUAGAAGAGGCCAUUGAUUCACAAGGAACCAUUCUUGUGCAUUGCAAGGCAGGAGUAAGUCGUUCUGCCUCAAUGGUAAUUGCUUAUGUAAUGAAGAAAUUCAAACUCUCUUUAGAUGAAGCAACUCAAAUGGUAAAGGAGAAGCGUUCACAGAUUUGUCCUAAUGGAGCAUUUGUAAAACAAUUGGAAGAUUAUGGACGUUUAUUGAAUCGUGAAUCACAUUAG